AUGCGCAAUGUCACAGUGGAUGACUCGGAUAGGGGCCGACUGCAAUACUCUCCCACUCUUUGCGACGGAUCUGGCUGGGUUGUAGAAAGUGGCACAGGGUAUAGUGGUUCCUAUUCCUGGUGUACUGGGUCGUCGAGCUCGUCACAGCCAACAGUCACUCUGAGCUUCACUGGUGUUGCCGUUUAUUAUUCGACUCCCCGGAUUGAGGGGCAGUCAAUACGAGUGGAGCUAGACGGCUCGUCUUCAGACGACAUCAAUCUUUCCAUUCCCAGUGGAGGCGCUGGUACAUCAAUAGUGUGGUACCAGACAGGUCUCGAAAACACCGAACAUACCCUCCGACUCAUUCCCGGGUCAGGGAGUUCCACAUUGAACGUUGAUGCGUUCAUAUACACUGCCCUUGAAGAAGACGAAGAGCUCAGGUCGCACCCAUCAAUCACCCUCCAACGGGAACCCCAUCCGCACCGUCCGUUCAUCCACAGCCUCGAACGCCGCGACGCCCACGCUUCUACGAGCCCGCUGCCUACUAUCCUAGGCUCUAUAGUUGGCGGAAUCGCACUUCUCAUCUUCCUCUGGAUUGCCUACUUCCUCCACCGCAAAGCAAAACAGCGCAGCGCUCAGUAUAGCUGGAAAGCGCCUGUUCCUCCGUUAUCCCGAACACCAGAUCCCCAAGAGCACUUCGAUCGCUAUGCGUCACAACAGACAAAUCAGAGCCCACCGGCCAUUCAUCGAGAUUACGUGCAAAGUGACAACUAUGCACCUCAACCGCGGAGACAUCAGGGUCGUCUGAGCUUCUCCAAUCAACAAUCAGAGGGCCGUGUAGAACUCAGCCCACCUAAGCCUUCGAAUAUCCGACCACUUCCUCAGAUACCAAGCCGAAAUAAUUCGAGGGGAACGGAGGACGAGUACUUUGAACGGGUUGCUUCACCAGCCACAGCCUACAGUGGGGGACGAGAUGUGCAGCGGAGUCAGGGCUAUCAUGGGUAUGGUGGGAGGAGGAUGUACGAAUAA
Molecule: messenger RNA, 1008 nt
Organism: Coprinopsis cinerea okayama7#130
Lineage: Eukaryota; Fungi; Basidiomycota; Agaricomycetes; Agaricales; Psathyrellaceae
Exons: 3
Coding region: 1-1008 (335 amino acids)
Source: RefSeq, a predicted model, not a curated record